AUGUUCUGGUAUUUAUUUCUGACGGCGGGGUUUUUGUGUUUUUUGCACUUAAUAUGUAAUUACAAUGAAAAAGCGAGGAAGAUUAGAAAAAUGCCGGGUCCAAAGGAUUCGUUUAUAUUAGGAAAUGGACCUGCUGUGAUGCGAUCCUCAGUUGCUCUCAUGGAUUUGGCGAGAGAAUUGGCAAAUACUAAUUCUGGAAUAUAUAGACUCUGGAUACCGCCGUUUGGUGCUGUGAAUAUUUACAAUGCCAAUGAUGUUGAGAAAAUAGUAUCAAGCAUGAAGUUCAAUGAAAAAAGUCAAGUUUACAGGGUCUUGAGGCCUUGGCUAAAAGAUGGUUUACUUGUAAGCAAAGGGUCAAAGUGGCAGGAGAGGAGAAAAAUCCUGACGCCCACUUUCCAUUUCAAUAUUUUGCGUCAAUUUUGUCAAGUUUUGGAAGAAAAUUCGCAGCGCUUUGUGACAAAUCUCAAAAACGUUGCUGGUCGACCAGUAGAUGUAGCUCCUAUCAUUUCGGAAUUCACGCUCAGUUCUAUUUGUGAAACUGCAAUGGGCACCCGAUUGAGUGAUUUGAGCACAUCAGAGAUGAACGCAUACAAAGACGCGAUAUACAACUUGGGAUACAUAUUCUACCAAAGAUUUAUCAAAGUAUUCUAUUUUGUGGACUUUAUAUUCAACCUGUCGCCACUGAGUAGGAGGCAGGAAGGGUAUCUAAAGACAGUGCAUGGCUUCACGAAGAAGGUAAUACAGGAAAGAACCGAAUACAUUGAUAAGUUUGGUGUACCAGAACAGGAUGUAACCGAAGAUGACUACGUGUACAAGAGAAAAAAGAAGACUGCCAUGUUGGAUUUAUUAAUUACCGCUAAAAAAGAAGGAUUAAUUGACGAUAGUGGAGUGCAAGAAGAAGUCGACACGUUUAUGUUCGAAGGUCACGAUACCACGGCGAGUGGGUUGACUUUUUGCUUCAUGCUGUUAGCACAUCAUAAAGAUGCACAGAACAAAAUCGUAGAUGAAUUGAAAGAAGUCUUAGGAGAUUUUAAACGUCCAAUCACAAUUGAAGAUUUACCGAAGAUGAAGUAUUUGGAGCGUUGUGUUAAGGAAUCGUUGCGGUUGUACCCUCCAGUGCAUUUUAUCAGUAGGAGCUUACACGAAGAUGUGAUAUUGAGUGACUACUUAGUACCAGCUGGAACAUUCUGCCAUAUACAUAUCUAUGACUUGCAUCGCCAACCGGAUCUGUUCCCCAACCCGAACAAGUUCGACCCUGACAGAUUCCUGCCUGAGAACAGCGUUGGAAGGCAUCCCUAUGCUUACAUCCCCUUCAGUGCUGGGCCUAGGAAUUGUAUAGGUCAGAAAUUCGCCAUGAUGGAAAUGAAGAUGGCUGUGGCAGAAGUGUUACGAGAGUUUGUGCUGGAGCCGGUCACUCAUCCUGACGACAUUCGGAUCAUUACUGACGUUGUACUGAGAAACGACGGGCCCGUCGAAGUCACCUUUGUAAAACGACAGUAA
Molecule: messenger RNA, 1500 nt
Organism: Spodoptera littoralis (African cotton leafworm)
Lineage: Eukaryota; Metazoa; Arthropoda; Insecta; Lepidoptera; Noctuidae
Source: the annotation of a GenBank genome assembly